Molecule: messenger RNA, 912 nt
Organism: Malus domestica (apple)
Lineage: Eukaryota; Viridiplantae; Streptophyta; Magnoliopsida; Rosales; Rosaceae
Source: RefSeq, a predicted model, not a curated record
AUGGAUUAUAAUGAAACAUUUAGUCCAGUCGUGAAACACAGCACCAUUCGGCUUGUUUUGAGUCUUGCAGUGUCGAAAAAGUGGACGAGAAGUUUGUAUGGAUUAAAACAGGCUCCCAGAGCCUUGUUUCGAAGAUUCUCGGAUUAUCUGCUUCAACUUGGGUUUGAAGAAUCAUUAUGUGAUUAUUCAUUGUUCGUGUUUAAUCAACGAGGCGUUUACUUGAUCUUACUUAUCUAUGUGGAUGACAUUCUUCUUACAGGCAAUAAUGAUAAACAAAUGCAAUGGUUGAUAGAGAAGCUUGGCACUUUGUUUUCUAUGAAGGACUUAGGUCCUUUAAGUUAUUUUUUGGGUGUCGAGGUUACUUAUUCUGGGGAGAAUAUGCAUCUUACACAGUCCAAGUAUGCGUUGGAUCUGCUGGAGCGCACCAAGUUUACUGCUGUCAAACCAGUAUCCACUCAUGUACCUGCGGGACAAAAGCUUAGUCAGUAUGUUGUUGAACCUUAUUCUAAUCCCGAACAAUAUCGAACGGUUAUUGGAGCGUUACAAUACUUGACAAUCACCAUACCCGAUCUUUCUUAUGCUGUGAACCAGGUUUGCCAGUUCAUGCAUAUGCCUCGAACUACACAUUGGACGGCGGUUAAGAGGAUUUUGCGGUAUUUAAAGGCCACACAUGAUCACGGUCUUGUCUACAAACCUGGUGAUGUUCGAUUAAAUGCUUUCUCUGAUGCUGAUUAUGCGGGAAAUCCGGACACACGUCAUUCAACUGGUGGCUUCUGUAUCUAUUUGGGCACGAAUUUGAUUUCCUGGAGUUCAAAGAAACAGAAGACUGUCUCAAGAUCUAGCACAGAGGCUGAGUAUAGGCAGCUUGCUUAUACUGCCGCUGAGUUGUCAUGGUUAGGAAGUUUAUUUUGA